Messenger RNA from Necator americanus (New World hookworm), 1095 nucleotides. RefSeq lists its product as uncharacterized. NCBI's taxonomy places the organism in Eukaryota, Metazoa, Nematoda, Chromadorea, Rhabditida, Ancylostomatidae. The transcript is spliced from 9 exons. Bases 1 to 1095 code for a protein of 364 amino acids. The record is from RefSeq and is a predicted model, not a curated record.
AUGCGAGCGAUCCGCCUGGACAACCGGCUGGCCGGCCAUCGAUUGCACCGAGUCGGAAUCGCCGGCAAUACCGUCUAUCUGCAGCCGGCAGUCCCAGACUCGGUGCAGUUAUGGAGUCUUCACACAUUGUUUCCGAACAGUUGGCGUCAGAUUUUCUGUCUUCCUGUGGAGGAAGUCUUCUACACCUUCCCCACAUGCUCGUACCAUCAUCCUGUGUUAUACGUUCUCGUUAUUGCUAUUUUUAAAGGAGAAGAAUACCCUCGCAUUUCUAUUUUCCAAGUUGAUAGGGAAAGCGGAGAGAGCAACGAAUACAGGCUAGCGGUUGAGUCAGGACCAGCGUUUGAUGAAGUGCCGCUUGAAAAUGCUAUUCUCGGAUGUGGCCUUGAUAGUUUGCACAUUUACGACCGAAGUAUUGUUAUGGGACCGAUACCGUAUUGGAAAAUCAUUUUGCGAGAGGGAACAUUCACAUUGGAGCGAGACGACAUCGAGGAUGAAUCCGGUGAAAAAUGUAAUCGAUUCCCGAUCGCAGUUGACUCAGCUAAGCGUGUGUUUGCCCGCUUGCGCGAUGACCACUCCUUAGUGGUGUACAACCCUGACACGAAGGAAUGGCGACCAUACUUCCUUGCUCCUGGUUCUCAUUUGAAUCUGCACUCACUCAAUGUACGAGGGUUGCACGAAUCAUUCGGGAGAGCAGGACGUAGGGUUGGCGCCGUCGAAUCUCCUCUCACGGUAUACUCAGAUGGACCGGUCGUUGUGGCUAGGAUCAAAAUCGGGCACAAGCAAUUCUUCUAUCGAGUUAUUUUUGAUCACGAGAAGUGCGAAUUCCUAUGCGAACAACGUGGUUGGGCAAUGUUCUCAGGAGGAGUAGACCUAAUGUUCUACACAAUUGUUGGAGAGAACUCCCUGGUUGUUGUUGGUAUACGAGCUAUUGCAAUCGCUCUGCUACAGCCUCCCACGUUGGCUGAAUGUGCACUGAUGUCACUACAGGAUAAGCAUUGUAAGAAAGAUGGUACUGGUGCCCGAAUGGGAGGUCUUUCUCCUGAGGAUGUCAAGAAAAUGGUCGGGUAUCGUGGUUCGUCGCUUAUCCCCGUCUGA